AUGUAAAACCCAACAGUCACCGAAGCGGAUUUUAAUCAUACUCUUUAAGAGAAAUUAAUCAUUUUCUUAAGAAUUGUUUUGCAAACAGAAAAAGAUGUUUUAAAAUAUAUUAAUAUAGGCUGAGGAAAUUAAAAUAGCAUUAGCUGAAAAUAUUAGAUUUGAUGUAAGCGAAGCUUUUAAAACUAUUGAUGCUAAUUCAAAAGGAUACUUGACUUCAGCUGAUAUCUUUAGAUUUAUGUGCAAGAAUGGAUAUAGUUUAUUAAUGAAGUUUUGCGAUUUAUGGAUAUCUAUUUACAGUAAAGGCAAUGAUAAAUUAAGUCAUUAAAAGUUUCUUGAAUUUAUUGUUCCUAAAUAUAAUAAGGAUCAAGCCAUGAAACUUAUUAUGAGAAAACUCUAAACAUCAGAAUGUUAGAAUUUCAUUUUUAAUUUUAGAUAAACUUUCAUUUUAUUUAGAGGAUUUUGUUGCAAAGCUAAUUAAUUUAGAGAUUGAUUACUUGAAAAUUAUUGAAAUUGAAAAAAUGGGUUUAGCUUAAUUUGUUUAAUGGAAAUUUAAUACAGUAUUUAAAGUUAUUGCAGGCAAUUAAUCAUUUAUAGAUAAACGAUCUUUGGAUCAAUUAUUAAAUAAAUUUGAAAUUUAAUCUUUGAGUUAAUUAGAUUAUAUCAUGUUUUUAAAUAGAUUUAUUAGAAAUGAUAAUUUAGUAAUAUAAAGAGAUGAUUUUAGUGAUGCUAUGUUUCCUAGUAGAGAAUUAAUGUUAGAAUUUUAACAAUAAAAAGAUGGAUUUGAUGAUUAUGUGUUGAAUCAAAAUCAGUAAUUGGAUUAAUUAUUAGGAGCUGAUAAAAUAAUUGAUAAUGAAGAUUUUGUUUUUAAACCAGAAGAACAUAAACUUUAGGUUUAAACUUUUACAAAAGGAUUGGAACCUUAAGAUUAAAAAAUUUAAAUUGAAUAAUCUUAAGCAUAAUCUAAGAUCUAAUAAAAUAGAUAUUUUGGGAUUGUGAAGAAUAUAUAGUUACAAUAAAAAGUUUAAAUUAAAUCAAAGAAAUAUUAAAGUCCUUAUGAAUAUGCAAAUAAAUAUAAAAUGAAGGAUGAUUUAUUACUAGAGUUUGAAUUACCUUAAAAUUAUUCUCAAAUAGCUGUAAGUUAAGGAAAUGUAUCUAGUUAUGUUUAAAAUAAUUAAUAAUACAUUAAUGAGUCUCAAUAUAAUAAUUAUGGUUAAAAGGCUAGACAUGUUUAAUAUUUUAAUUCUAAAUUAUGA
This is a messenger RNA of Paramecium sonneborni, 1253 nucleotides long. The record is from the annotation of a GenBank genome assembly. NCBI's taxonomy places the organism in Eukaryota, Ciliophora, Oligohymenophorea, Peniculida, Parameciidae.